This is a messenger RNA of Elaeis guineensis (African oil palm), 2280 nucleotides long. Its product is annotated as DEAD-box ATP-dependent RNA helicase 47A. Gene Ontology annotation, molecular function: RNA binding; RNA helicase activity; ATP binding. NCBI's taxonomy places the organism in Eukaryota, Viridiplantae, Streptophyta, Magnoliopsida, Arecales, Arecaceae. The record is from RefSeq and is a predicted model, not a curated record.
UAGAUCAAAACAUUCCCCCCUGACUUCCUCCUUAUGCUUAUUAGAAAUUUAAUAAAGGACUUCGAGAUAAUGCAUGUAAGCAUCGUCGGACUCCACUGAACCCUUAGGCCUCCCUGUCUUUUGCUUCGAUCCCGCUUCUCCAUCUUCCCGUGCCCUAACCUACUGAGCACCAUCCACCGCCCCCUCCUCGUCUUAUAAGCGUCAACAUCCACGUCCCUCUCCUCCUCCUCUUCAUCUUCAUCUCCACUGAAGAAGAUUGUGAGCUUUUUUUGCCUGGGUCUAGAAAGCUCUGGGAGCCGAAGGAGAAGCCCAAUCCCGAUCUCUUCCUCUCUUUUCCUCGAAGAAAGGUUGAGCUGGAUCAUGAGCUAUAGCUGCUGGUAUCUUGCUAAUUGGGAAAGGCUAGUAGAAGCUUUUUUUCUGAUGUCAGUGGCUUAACCGGAACGAAUUGUUGGACGAACAUAUUGAAAAAUGCUUGCUUUUGCAUCUACACGCUCAUAUUUCUUUUUGGGAGACUCACUGAGGAAAUUGUCAGUAUCCAGGAUCGUUGGAUUCCACAAAACUGCUUGGUUCAGAACUAGAUCUGAUAGUGAAAGUGGUUCACUUACCCUUUCAAAUCUUGGGUUUAAAUGUGAGGUUGAUUCCAGGAAGAAAGAAAAUUUUGUUGAUCUUGGCAGUUCGAAGUCAGUGACAAAAGUUUCUUCAGGUAAAGUUAAAGCAGUUAGGAACGGCUUGUCUAAGGCAGGGAGAACAAAAAAUACACCAAAAAUAGAUGAAGCCCUCUUUUCUGCCAAGACAUUUGGUGAGCUGGGACUGUCACCACUGCUGAUUGAUCGGUUAGAGAAGGAAUGUCUGACUGUUCCAACUGAUGUGCAGUCUGCUGCUAUUCCUACCAUUUUACAGAAACAUGAUGUUGUUAUUCAGUCGUAUACUGGAUCUGGAAAGACGCUUGCUUACCUUCUCCCCAUACUCUCUGAAGUAGGCCCAUUGAAGAAGCCUGUGGAUGGAAACCUUUCUGACCUGAAGCCAGGCAUAGAAGCAGUCAUCGUUGCUCCUUCAAGGGAGCUAGGAAUGCAGAUAGUAAGAGAGGUGGAGAAACUGUUGGGUCCUGCAGAUAAGAAGCUUGUUCAGCAACUUGUGGGGGGUGCAAACCGUUCAAGACAAGAAGAAGCUCUGAAGAAGAAUAAGCCAGCCAUUAUUGUUGGGACACCAGGGCGUAUUGCAGAGAUCUCAGCAUCUGGGAAGCUUCGUACACAUGGAUGUCGUUUCCUUGUACUUGAUGAAGUUGACCAACUUUUAUCAUUCAAUUACCGGGAGGAUAUGCACAGAAUACUGGAGCAUGUUGGAAGGAGGUCUGGUGCUAAAACGAGUGAUAUACUAGGCCCACUUGCCAGGCGGUCUGAACGUCAGACGAUCCUGGUGUCAGCAACAGUACCAUUUUCAGUUAUACGAGCAGCCAGGAGCUGGGGACGAGAUCCUCUUCUUGUCAGGGCUAAGAGUGUAGUACCUCUUGAUUCAGUUUCUGUUCCACAACCUACCUCUUUUGCAUCCAAUUCUGAUGCUAUCUCGAGCUCAGGCUCAACAACUCAAGGAGUAGCUGAUAGCUUACCACCGGCCUUAGAACAUUACUACUGUGUUUCCAAGGUUCAACACAAAGUUGACACAUUAAGAAGAUGUGUUCAUGCCUUAGAUGCAAAGAUGGUGAUUGUUUUUAUGAACCACACCAAGCCUCUAAAGGAUGUUGUCUUUAAGCUUGAGGCUCGUGGGAUGAAGGCUGCUGAGCUGCAUGGUGAUCUCGGCAAACUUGCAAGAUCAACAACUCUAAAGAAAUUCAAGGAUGGUGAACUGAGAGUUUUGGUAACAAAUGAGUUGUCUGCGAGGGGACUUGAUGUACCUGAAUGCGAUCUUGUGGUGAAUUUGGAUCUUCCAACAGACUCAGUUCACUAUGCCCAUCGAGCAGGUCGAACUGGCCGACUUGGUCGAAAGGGAAGUGUGGUCACAAUAUGUGAAGAGCCUGAGGUUUUUGUUGUGAAAAAGUUGCGGAGGCAGCUUGGUGUAGACAUCCAGCAGUGUGAAUUUACAGAGGGUAAGCUUAAUAUAUGCAAAGAAGAAGAAGUGGAGAAGAUAGCAGAGGCAAUGAGGUAAUUAUUCUCAGUUUUACUUUAUUCUGGAAUUAUUUGCUAUAUGAAUUGUUUAUAAACAUUGUUGUUGGAAUCAGAGAAAUUUUAUGCUGUUAUGCUGCUUUGUAAUUUUGCUAGCAAUGGUUUCCUUUGUGCUGUUUAA